AUGGCGCCAGAGCAAUACGUUGCCACCCACACUUCGGAUCCCGAAUCUUCCGUUGUGGACGUGCAGUUGCAGACUCCCGACGUGACUUUUGCCAUGGCCAAGCCUAUAGCCCCAGGCCUGGACCGACCCAAGAGAACUCCGCUUUCCACGUCUCGCCCACCUCGAUCUGCAGCGGCCACUGAUGGCGGUAUUGUUAAUCUGGAGCCGAAGCCGGAGAGGCGAUGUGGAAAGCUGGGCGCAAAAGUCUGGCCAUGCUUUGUCCUCGGCUGCCGCACGACCGGCACGGGGAUCUAUUCCCUCAGGAGAGUCCGCAAGCGUGUGACUGUUCUGAAGGCUGGCAAGGCCGACAAAGAGCAGCAGAACAGCUGCAAAGUCGACGCUACCAAGACGCGGGUUGAUACCAAAUAG
Molecule: messenger RNA, 408 nt
Organism: Colletotrichum graminicola M1.001
Lineage: Eukaryota; Fungi; Ascomycota; Sordariomycetes; Glomerellales; Glomerellaceae
Exons: 2
Coding region: 1-408 (135 amino acids)
Source: RefSeq, a predicted model, not a curated record